This is a messenger RNA of Pocillopora verrucosa, 1898 nucleotides long. RefSeq names its product acid phosphatase type 7. Gene Ontology annotation, molecular function: acid phosphatase activity; metal ion binding. Lineage: Eukaryota; Metazoa; Cnidaria; Anthozoa; Scleractinia; Pocilloporidae. The record is from RefSeq and is a predicted model, not a curated record.
CCAAAGGUCUUUAAAUAUUUAGCUAGUUGGAAAGCUCUGAGACCUCAGUGUAGCCGGGCGAAUGGAAGUCAAGUUUUCCGUGAACAUGUCUACGUUUACAGUUCUGGUUCAUCUCCUAAUCUGUUUCACGUACAGUGCAGCAGACGACAACAAACCGGAACAAAUUCACAUCGCUUACACCGGUAUUUCCAGCGAGAGAAUUGUGAAUUACGUGACGCCGUCGCCGGAAUUACAACCAGGGACAGUCGUGGCUUAUGGAACUAGCCCAGAUAAGUUAACCAGAAAGGAAACUGGAACAUCGUUUAAGUUCGGCACCCACGGACAUUAUUUUAGAAUUCAUAACGUGAAGUUAACAGGUCUUGAGCCUAACACGCGUUACUACUACCAAGUUGGUGUACCAGACAAUGGAACCAGUGAAGUCAUGUCUUUCUUUACUAAAGAAGGCAACCCAGUUUUCGCGAUAUAUGGAGAUAUGGGCUACACAAAUGCUGUAAGCCUGAAUCGACUUAUCAAGGAAGCAAGCGAUGGAGAUUUUGACGCUGUAAUUCACGCUGGAGACCUUGCUUAUGAUAUGUAUGAAAAAUACGGAACCACUGGAGAUGAGUUUAUGAACUCUAUACAACCCAUAGCCACUAAAGUCCCCUACAUGGCUCUACCAGGAAAUCACGAGCAAAUGUAUAACUUCACUCACUUCGUUCACCGCUUCUCUAAUAUGGAGCUAGGCGUUGGAGAGACGAGCGGAAGUGGAACCAGUCUUUGGUGGAGUAUGGACAUAGGACUUAUUCAUUUCGUGGCAUUCGACUCGGAGGUCUACUACUAUUUUUCCAAUAAGGGUCAAAUUCAGAGACAACUUAAUUGGCUCGAGGCUGACUUAAUCAAGGCAAACCAAAACAGAGAAAGGACACCAUGGAUAGUUUCCCUUGCCCACAAGUCAUGGUUCAUGGAGAAGACGGAUUUUUCUGUUUUUGGUCCACUUUUACAUAAGUAUGGUGUGGACUUACAUCUAUGCGGCCACGCACACAACUAUCAGCGGCUCUACCCAACUUACAACGACAGUGUGGAGUAUCCAACAGACAAUCAUGUUUAUGUAAAUCCUAAGUUCAAGACAGUCAUUGUCGCGGGAUCUGCUGGAUCUCACGAAAAACUCUCCAACUGGACUCGUGCGCCUGACAGAAUGUCGGCAAAAUACAUCUACGACUAUGGCUAUGGUCACCUACAGGCAAUCAACAAGACCCAUUUGUACUGGAGCUGGGAGAACACACACGAAAACGUCCGGCCUGUAAUGCAAGACUACCUUUGGAUCGUACAGGAGCAUCAUGGCCCUCGGCCAAGCUUCUUUAACGAGGAGCAACAUCAAGUUUCAAAAGAAUUGAACGACUUCAAGUCAAAAAGCAUUAAAGUUUAAUUGUUUUGGUCAAAUGAAGGAGAGGGCAACUGAAAAAUUAAUAUAACGCAAAAAUCAAAACCUGGUGAAACAUCUGCUUCUUAGAGUGUUUUCCUUAAAAAUAUGUAUUUUCUUAAUUUAUUCGAGAUUUAUUUAGUACCAAAUGAUUUCGGGAAUGCAUGAAUCAAAUGCAUCAUUGCUCGGUCAAUUGUUACUCUUUGUUUUUAGCUAAAAAAUGAAUCUUCCCGAUAUAAUAAACGCCAUAUAUCCGCACUUUAAUCAGCAAUAUAUAAUGCAAAUUCAAAUAAAGAAUUGAUAAAAUCAUUUUGCAAGCGUGCUAGGGUGGCUUGAAAAAUCCUGUCCUAAAAAACCUCUAAGGGAAAAAAGGAAGGAAAUCUGAGACGGGCCAGACACAACUCACGUCCCCCGAUAUGACUACUACGUUAAAUAUACACUGUAUUAACACACUACGACUAAGUAGCGCUAAGAACAAUAAAAUACGUGAACAACUAAA